Messenger RNA from Funneliformis mosseae, 534 nucleotides. The record is from the annotation of a GenBank genome assembly. Lineage: Eukaryota; Fungi; Glomeromycota; Glomeromycetes; Glomerales; Glomeraceae.
CUCUUGCAGUUGGCAAAGGUGUUACUUCCUGAAUUUCAGAUUCUCGUAGAAGUUUUUGUGAAAGUCCUUGUAGCACUUGUAGAGCUUAUGAAAGUUCUUGUGAAAGUUCUUGUGGAAGUUCUUGUGGAAAUUUUCGUGAAAAGUCUUUUGAAUCUUUCAAAUAUGUUGUCAGAAGUCGCCACUCCACAAUUUCAAAUCCAUACCUACAGUCAUUUAUUUCAAUCACAACAGAUACAUUUUCAACUUACAUUACUUAAAGAUUCCGUAUUUAUAUGGGUUGGUACUGAAGGGAACGAAAUAUUAGGAGACUUGGCGAUUAUUAUGCCUCCACUUUUACGAAACAAAGGUUCUAUCGGAACAACCGUAUUAAAAAAUGAUGUGGAGGAAAUUUCUAAGCAGUUUGGACAGAAACUUGCUACUAAAUUUAAUAAGCAAUUCUUCGUCAGCAUCAAUUUACCACCAAAUACGGAUGAAAUGAUGCGUUCUUUUGCCGAGAAGUUCGUUCUUGACAUAUUAAAGAACUUCUUUUCAUAA